Messenger RNA from Salvia splendens (bonfire salvia), 1620 nucleotides. RefSeq names its product epoxide hydrolase A-like. The coding region runs from base 1 to 954 and encodes 317 amino acids. The transcript is spliced from 3 exons. Gene Ontology annotation, molecular function: catalytic activity. Lineage: Eukaryota; Viridiplantae; Streptophyta; Magnoliopsida; Lamiales; Lamiaceae. The record is from RefSeq and is a predicted model, not a curated record.
AUGGAGAAAAUCCGGCAUACCAAUAUCGAAGCUAACGGCGUUAACAUCCACGUUGCCGAGAUCGGCGACGGCCCCGCCGUCCUCCUCCUCCACGGCUUUCCGGAGCUCUGGUACUCGUGGCGCCACCAGAUGCUCUUCCUCUCCUCCAGGGGCUACCGCGCUAUCGCCCCCGACCUCCGCGGCUUCGGUGACUCCGACGCGCCUCCCUCCCCCGCCAGCUACACUGUUUUCCACAUAAUCGGAGAUUUGGUCGCCGUCCUGGACUCCCUAGGGCUCGACAAAGUUUUUCUCGUCGGUCACGAUUGGGGAGCGGUUAUGGCUUGGCAUUUCUGCUUGCUCCGCCCCGAUCGAAUUAGGGCUUUGGUCAAUACCAGCGUUGUUUUCCAGCCGAGGAAUCCGCGGCGGAAGCCCCUAGAAACUAUGAGAGCUCUUCUCGGCGACGAUUACUACAUCUGCAGAUUUCAGGAACCUGGGGAGGCCGAGGAAGAGUUUUCUCGCGUUGACACUGGAAGAUUGAUCAAGAAAUUUUUAAUAUCAAGGAAUCCGGCUCCUCUUCGCGUUCCUAAAACAGUUGGCUUUGGGGGAUCGCCUGAUAAACCAAUCACAAUGCCAUCUUGGUUGUCAGAAGAGGAUGUCUCGUACUAUGCUAGCAAAUAUGACCACAAAGGCUUCACGGGUGGAUUGAACUACUAUCGAGCUAUGGACCUGAAUUGGGAGGUCAUGGCUCCAUGGACAGGAGUGCAGAUAAAGGUGCCAGUAAAGUUCAUUGUUGGAGAUCUCGACCUAACUUAUAAUACCCUAGGUGUGAAGGAAUAUAUACACAGCGGAGGCUUCAAGAAACACGUUCCGUAUUUGCAAGAAUUGGUCAUCAUGGAAGGAGUGGCUCACUUUCUUAAUGAAGAGAAACCGGAGGAGAUCAGUCAGCACAUCUACGACUUCAUACAGAGGUUUUGACAUGUUUCCCAAUUUUAGGUAAAUCUGUUUUAAAUUUUUUUUCAUCCCAGUUAUGAAUCAGAUAUUGUUUGUAUAUUCUUAUAAAGUUGUUCUUGUUGGUGCUGAAGCUCACUGAUAUAGGUAGAAGGUAAGACACUGUUGUUUAGCCUUUUUUUCCAUAUAUAUUAUAUACAUAUAGGUAUAUGAGUUUGAUUUGUUAACUAUAGAUCGCAUCGCAUGUUUAGUCUUGUAUACAGAGGUUGGAGAAUUAGUAGCUAAAAAGGUUUCUAAAUUGCAUUAUCCUACUUCUUUUGGCCUUGGUUUUACUUAUUUAUGGAGCAGAAUAAAAAAUUCAGGAUUAUACAUUUAAACUGACGAGUCUGAUGUGCUUUUUUAUUAAUAGUGUUGGCCUUUUGCGAAGAUUUCAUUAGAAACUUUUUGGAAUUGUGGGAUUUUCGCUGGGAAUCUCCCAUGUAUUUCUUGCCAAAAAUGCAAAACUUAGGACAAGAAGAGAUCGAAGUUGUGGAUUUAUUAUGCCAUUACUCUUCAAAAAUGUGCUAAAGACUGCUUCUUACCUUUGUUUCUGUUUUCUGUUGCUCAACUGGUGUAAUUGCAUUUCGAAUCAACAGUUCUAUUAGACAAUAUGUAUCAAUAAUGAUCUAUCCAGCUGAUUAACUAUUUUACUUA